This is a messenger RNA of Schistocerca serialis cubense, 597 nucleotides long. RefSeq names its product cysteine-rich and transmembrane domain-containing protein 1-like. The coding region runs from base 6 to 257 and encodes 83 amino acids. The record is from RefSeq and is a predicted model, not a curated record. Lineage: Eukaryota; Metazoa; Arthropoda; Insecta; Orthoptera; Acrididae. The transcript has 3 exons.
GAACAAUGGCUCGCGUUUCCUCACUGGUGUGCCUGAUCGCUGUGGCCUGCCUGGCCCUGCUGUGUGCCUGUGAAGCUGCCUACCCUGCGGCCCACCACGGCUACCCUGCUCAUGUCGGCUACGCCAGGUUCGGCUACGGCGGCUACCCUUCGUAUGGCUACCCAGCACACGGUAGCCACGGCUAUGGCUACCCCGCCUACGGCUACGGCAGCCAGUACGGCUAUCCCGCGUAUGGCUCCCACGGCGUCUACAACUGAAGAGCAGCGGUUGGUGACCCACCUCCUGUGCAUGGCUGCCCACCUGACGAAUACUUUCCUUUCUGCCACACCACUGCGUCCAAAUUACCUGUUCCUUACUCUAUGAAGGUGGUGCAGUAAUAAGGAAAGAAAACUCUUACAGGAAGGUGUGCAGCACAUAUCUCCGUCCGGCCAUCCUGAUUUGGGUUUUCCGUGGUUUUCCCAAAUCGCUUCAGGCGAAUGCCAGGAUGGUUCCUCUCCAAUGGCCACGGCUUGCACAUUCCCAAUUUGCCCUUCAGCUGAGUUACUGCUCUAAUGGCUUCAGCACUGAACUAUGACGUACCUACCAUCAACCCUGUUC